Messenger RNA from Silurus meridionalis, 1994 nucleotides. RefSeq names its product polymeric immunoglobulin receptor-like. The record is from RefSeq and is a predicted model, not a curated record. The coding region runs from base 985 to 1944 and encodes 319 amino acids. NCBI's taxonomy places the organism in Eukaryota, Metazoa, Chordata, Actinopteri, Siluriformes, Siluridae. The transcript has 7 exons.
GACUUGACUUGACUUGACUUGACUUGACUUGACUUGACUUGGACUUGACUUGACUUGGACUUGGACUUGACAGUUAGUCCCAGCCAUGUCCUCUCUGUUUUUACGAUAAUAACCUGUUGCAGAAGGUGCAAAAAUAAUACGGAAAGCUUUCCAAAUUCAAAAUAUAAAGUAGGACAGACAGAUUGACUUAAUUCAUUUUUAUACCUUUAUAUUAAAAGUCACUUGUACAGUACAAGUAGUGAAAUUAUUACUAUUUUGAAGAAUGUCUUUGUAUUUCAUCCUAGAAGCAGCUCUGGGACUAUGUCCAUUGUUAAAAAUGCUGUACACAUUUUUAAAAAACAGUUUACAUUUACUUGUUCCCAGGUUUUAGUGCUUCUACAUCUAAGUUUCUUCCUCAUGCCAUCUCAGGGAGUUUUUCUUUGCCACAAUCGUCCCUGACUUGCUCAUUAUUAAUAGGCUAAUAGGCACUAGUUUAUAAACUUGAUUUAAAAUUUGAUUUUGAAACUUGUUUUGUCUCUGUAAAUCUGCUUUUUUUUUUUAGCGCUAUACAACUUAAACUUCAAACUGAAUAAAAGGGAAAUAACACUGACAUUGUUUUACAUGCUUCCUUUGAAUAUUAAAUAGAUAAAGAUGAGACUCUAAGAUAAGAUAAAAGAAACUAUAAAGGCCUGAGUUGUCUUUAUGAUUUCACCUUUUUUUUUUGUAUAUAAGUAACUGUUAUAACACAACAGAUUGAAAACAAAGAUGGAAAAAAAAACUAACAAAUUUAACAACAAAAUCUUUACUGUAUGUCAGAAAGAAGUGAGCUUCAUGCAAAUCUGCACCACUGAUAAAUGCAUAAUUAUGAUAAAAAGAGGAAAUGACAGAACUGACAAAAAAAAAUAACCAAAAGUAGAAGUGAUAAUGUGUAGAGCGAUCAGUUGAACUUUCUCCGGUGGGGAAACAUUUUAGGGAAAGAAAAGUGAAGCUGAAUUUCAUUCCGGGAUGAAGAUCGUCCUUAUCUUCAUAUUGUACCUAAUCUCAGGUCCAGUAAACUGCUCCGAUGUGAUCGGUUACUCAGGAGGCAGCGUCAUUAUAAUUUUGAACAUAAACUGGUACACAAAUGAUAUGAAAUAUAUUUGUAAGGUGAAAGGAAAUGACUGCAGUGAUAUAAUACGUGCUGACACCAAACUCAGCCAAGUUCAAAAUGGAAGAUUCCUUUUGUACGCAAACACAUACAAAUUGUUCUUAGUAUUGAUCAGAAAGCUGAAGCCACAGGAUGCUGGAACAUACAGAUUAGGAUUGGGGGAUAUGAGCAGUGCCACUGUGACCCUAAAAGUAUAUAAUAAAACUCAAUGUGGGGUGCCAAAAAUAAUGAGCGCUUAUCUUGGACAAAAUAUCACCAUCAACUGUAACUAUCCAGAGGAGUAUGAGAGAAACACAAAGAAUCUUAUCAGACUGAAUGAUGAUAGUUUUAUUCAAGAUGUUCUUGAUACUAACACAAAUUUUCAGAACGGCAGAUUCUCCAUUUCUGAUAAUACAAGUGCUAAAGUUUUCAGCGUGAACAUCAGCAACGUGGAAGAAAAUGAUGAAGCGUUUUAUUUAUUUGGAGUUUGGAAUCAAGAUGUGGGAGUGAGUUAUUGGACAAUCUUUGCACAGAUGUGGCUACAGGUUACAGCAACAUCCGAAAGCUCCCUGGUGGCAUUAGAAGCACCGCCCAAACCUGCUCUGUGUUUCAGUUCCCCUUUAUUCAUCACUGUGUGUGUCUGUGGGGCUCUGCUGCUGAUUGGAGGAUUUGCAUUGAUGAUUUCCAAACUGAGAUACAAAAAAAUACAAGAUGAUACUCCUUCAUACAAAAAUACAGACAAUAGACCAGUUACUUCUGAUCGUAACACUGAUUCUGUUCAAUUUUAUGAAAACUUCAACCUGAGCACAGUAUGUACCAAUACACCAACCAUUUCCUGAUGUCCUGUUACAGCUGUUGAUCUCUGCUAACCUUAAUGUUCUGUGUAGCC